Molecule: messenger RNA, 2094 nt
Organism: Nicotiana tabacum (common tobacco)
Lineage: Eukaryota; Viridiplantae; Streptophyta; Magnoliopsida; Solanales; Solanaceae
Product: IQ domain-containing protein IQM3-like
Source: RefSeq, a predicted model, not a curated record
UCUUAUAGCUACACUUGUAAUUCUCCUGUUCAGUCUCAAUCUUUGUUGUUUAAUGGAAGUGAAAACUCACGCUCUUUCUGCUUUUGAUUUCAACUCUCAGCCUCCGUACAACUCCUAUAUAGAACAAUCGGAGCUCCGUGCUACCGAUAUUUUGAGCUCCGACAUGUCCGCUUCUUCCAAUGACGGGGAAUAUUGCGAGCGGUCUGUUUCAAAUGCUGCCAUGAAAGUGCAGAAGGUUUACAGGAGUUACCGCACGCGGCGCAUGUUAGCGGACUCUGCCGUCGUUGCUGAAGUACUCUGGUGGCAAGCCAUAGAUUAUGCUCGAUUGAAUCACAGUACAAUUUCUUUCUUCAAUUUCUUGAAACCAGAAACGGCAUCUUCCCGGUGGAAUCGCAUAAGCUUAAAUGCUUCCAAGGUUGGUAAGGGUCUGUCAAAAGAUGCCAAAGCUCAGAAAUUGGCAUUUCAACACUGGAUUGAAGCAAUUGACCCACGCCAUCGUUAUGGGCAUAACUUGCAUAUUUAUUAUGAAGAAUGGUGUAAAACUGACUCUGGUCAGCCCUUCUUCUUUUGGUUGGAUCUUGGAGAUGGCAAAAAGGUUGAUCUCAAAGAAUGUCCGAGAUCUAAGCUUCAGAAGCAAAGUAUCAAGUACCUUGGACCUCAAGAAAGAGAACAUUAUGAAUAUAUCGUUGUUGAAGGGAGAAUUGUGCAUGCAAAAACUGGAAAUCUUCUUGAUACUACUAAAGGGUUGCCAGGGGCAAAGUGGAUUUUUGUGAUGGCCACGUCAAAAAGACUCUAUGCUGGUGAAAAAAAGAAAGGAAUGUUUCAUCAUUCCAGCUUUCUUGCUGGUGGGGCUACUUCAGCGGCUGGAAGACUAGUGGUAGAGGAUGGAAGAGUUAUGUCUAUUUCAGCAUAUAGUGGACAUUAUCGGCCAACGGAAGAUAGACUUGAUAGCUUUUUAUCAUUUCUCAAUGAAAAUGGGGUCAACCUGGAUGAAGUCGAGAUAGGGAAGGCAAAUGAAGCCUAUGAAAGCUAUGAUGAUGGGAUGUCUAUUGAAAGUGGCUCAGCAUAUGAAUGUUCAGCUCUAUCAGAUUCUGCUUCUCAAGUUGAUUUUCCAAAGGAAGAGGAAGAAAGCCUUCCCUUGGAAUCAGCUGGAAAUCUGGUAGCUCAAACGAGUAAGUAUAACCGAUCGCUCUCAGGUGGUCUUCAGAUCCCAAUAGCAGAUAUGCCAAAGACUGCAAUACUGCGAAGGAUGCAUUCCGAGAAGUCCACGAAGUCGUAUCACCUGGGGCAUCAACUUUCCGUGUCGUGGUCAACAGGUGCUGGACCAAGAAUUGGCUGUGUUGCUGACUUCCCUGCUGAGCUAAGAUGGCAGGCCUUGGAACUGACUAACCUCUCACCUAGACCUUGUUCUGUAUGAUCAACUCCCAGGGCAAUUCGUAUGUACUCNCUCUUGUUUAACUUGCAGCUUAUCCCUCUUCACUUCUUGGAAAUAACAUCAUAACUCUUCUCGAACCUAGCUUCCUGCUAAAAGUAUUCCGUAGCCGUGUGUAGCGAGUGCAAAGGCCUUGUUCUUCUGCUUAUUCUAUCAGCUGCUAUUUCUAGUGCACUUCUGCUCAUCCUCCCUCCAACUUCCACCUUGCUUUUAAAAUCUCUCUUGGGUCGAUGUUGCCUCAGAAGUCAAGUGAUCUGAUUAUCUCACCUAACGAGACGUCUGAUGCUUUCAAAAUCGUGGUUAGUUGAAUGAUAAGAUAUCUGCAUAUAGAAUCUGCAUUGUUGGCUCUUUGAACCAGCUGAUGGAUCGGGCGCACACUUUAUCCUGGCAAAUAAACUGGUGUUUAAAACUUUUUCUUCAAACCAAUGACUUUUCUUUCUUCGCAUUGGCGUCAGGGACAAUGGAUGUGAAAAUAACACAGAAUACGUCACUUGAGAAUAGCCUCACACUGCAGGAUCACGCCAAUAUAGAGUCCAGGGUCUUCUCUUAUUUGGCUAGAGAAAUGUUACAUUAUCUUACAUAACCAGUGAUUGUUAGGGAUAUAGUAGAUAUGCCCUAGAUCCAAUAUCAUAUUUGAUGAUUUGAACAUAUUUUUGUGAACA